AGACUAGUCUGACCAGGAAAUUGACCCAUGUUGUUUAUCAAUUCAUGGAAUGUGGAAAUGUAGUAAAUAAUUGGUCCAGAGACAUAUAUCCUAUUUAUAUACCCACUGUUAACAUAGGCCGGGAGUAAACUAUGGCUUGAUAAAGGACUGCGUAAAAGCAAAGUCGAAGAACCCCCCCCAAGCGUUAGGAACUCCCCUGUAAGUGGAGAUGGCUGUCUGCCUGGAGAUGUUUAUAAGUCGCUGCUUGCCCGACUCAACGCAGAACCCCAGCAAGGUGCACGCCCCCAUGGUUAUACUCAAGAGGGAGUCGGAGAGUGGUGUGCGGGCGGUUGAGAGCGUGUACUUGGCUGCCGGCUGCACUCUGCUGUCCUCAGCCCAGCUGCUGAACCCCAAGCUGCGUCUCAGCUACACCAUCACCAGUGGCCAGCAGCAGCAGGUCUACACCAUCGACCCCGGCUCCGCCCACAAAUGGCUGCACGGCAACAGCAGCUGGGCCUGCAAGCUCUGGCCCGUGUGACCUCAUCAGAGUAGUAGAAAGUACAUGUAGGCUGUAAGUACAACACUAGUAGUAUGACAUGACGAAGUUGGAAACCAUGUAAUAUACUACUAGUGUUGUAAUUCCAUCGGUAAGCGUACUUCCACAACUCUGGACCUAAUCACGAACAAAGUGUGUGACCAAUUGCAUGAAAGCUAUGGCCCUUUCUGACCAAUCACACAGAAGUUUUACUAAAACUGUGGCCCUGUGACCAAUCAUGCAUAAGUUGUGGUCCUGUGAGUUCUGGUCUCUGUGACCAGACCACAUGCGCAUAAAAAGCACUCUCUUCUCCAACACUAUCAAGAAAGCACUUGUUUACCUUUUAGACCUUCACAGACUUGGAUGGUUCAUGCACUUCCUUUUGAAGAGAUUUUACGUUGACCGUUUUGGAUUACGUUGUUUUUACUGAUUUUACAUUUCAUAUUGCAUGUUAUUUUUUAUUAACUGAUAAUUGUUCCUAAAUGUGAAAAAAGUUUAUUUGAAUGUGAAGUCUGUUGCAAUUAAUGUAAGUGUUGCCGUUGGAGUGCAAUUAACUUUUUGUUUGGAGGAUGGACGACUGUUCUUUGCGUUUUGUUUGGGCCAAAUAGGCAAUAAAUACAUAUUCUGUAUACAA
Messenger RNA from Engraulis encrasicolus (European anchovy), 1148 nucleotides. RefSeq names its product protein TOPAZ1-like. Gene Ontology annotation, biological process: spermatocyte division. Lineage: Eukaryota; Metazoa; Chordata; Actinopteri; Clupeiformes; Engraulidae. Bases 209 to 517 code for a protein of 102 amino acids. The transcript is spliced from 3 exons. The record is from RefSeq and is a predicted model, not a curated record.